AUGGAGCUCCCGCCAAUGAGCCUAAGGGUAAUUUGGUCAUUUCUCCUCCAUGCCAUCAUGUUCUCUUCCAUGUACGUUCCAUGGUUGUUGGGAUCUGCUGCUAACUUCUCUAACGAAACAGAUCAUCUUGCUUUGGUCCACUUCAAACAUCUGAUAACUGACGAUCCUCUCCAUUCCUUGAGCUCCUGGAACCAUACUCUCCACUUCUGCCACUGGCAAGGAGUGACUUGCGGUGGUCACCGACAUCCUCAAAGGGUCACGGCCUUGGAACUUGGUGGCCAAAACUUGAUGGGCCCCAUAUCUCCUUGCAUAGCAAACCUCACCUUCCUCAGGAUCAUCAAUUUCACAGACAACAGAUUCUGCGGCGCAGUUCCUGAAGAGAUUGGCCAUUUGUUCCGCUUGCAGUAUCUCGAUCUGUACAACAACGGAUUCACCGGAGAAAUUCCAGUAAAUCUGACCCACUGUUCAGAACUCAAAUUCCUCGAUCUUUACGGGAAUCAGCUGUCAGGGAGGAUUCCAACUGAUCUUGGCUCUCUGUCAAAGCUCACCAAACUGACCCUUGGUCGCAACAGUCUUACUGGAAGGAUCCCACCUUCAUUUGGAAACCUUUCGUCUCUCACUUACCUUUAUCUUUCGUAUAACGGUCUCGAAGGCAGCAUCCCAAGUGAGCUUAGCCAGCUGGUAAGGUUAGAUGUGCUUGCAAUUGCUUUUAAUAACCUGUCAGGUAAGAUUCCUCCCUCUCUAUACAAUCUUUCAUCCAUUGCCAUAUUGGACGUGGGAGAAAACAGAUUGAAUGGAAAUCUUCCACCCAACUUAGGCCUCGCUCUCCCUAAUCUCCAAGGACUCUAUGUUGGAGGAAACCAAUUCACAGGACCCAUACCAGUUUCAUUACCCAACGCUUCACGACUUCCCCAAGAGUCUCACCAAGGUAUCUUUCGGCGGAAAUGA
Messenger RNA from Magnolia sinica, 948 nucleotides. RefSeq names its product LRR receptor-like serine/threonine-protein kinase EFR. The coding region runs from base 1 to 948 and encodes 315 amino acids. The transcript has 2 exons. NCBI's taxonomy places the organism in Eukaryota, Viridiplantae, Streptophyta, Magnoliopsida, Magnoliales, Magnoliaceae. Gene Ontology annotation, molecular function: protein binding. The record is from RefSeq and is a predicted model, not a curated record.